Messenger RNA from Cephus cinctus (wheat stem sawfly), 2569 nucleotides. Its product is annotated as SET and MYND domain-containing protein 4. The coding region runs from base 152 to 2071 and encodes 639 amino acids. Lineage: Eukaryota; Metazoa; Arthropoda; Insecta; Hymenoptera; Cephidae. The transcript has 6 exons. Gene Ontology annotation, molecular function: protein binding. The record is from RefSeq and is a predicted model, not a curated record.
ACCCGAACUGUCGUUGCCUGGACGUAGGAAGUCGACAUACAGUGUCUCUUGAACGGAGCAAAAAAACUGAAUACCGGCAGACAUAAAUACAUCUCCGCCAGUAAGAGAAAAGGAGGUAUUUUCUAUAAAAAAAGAAAGAGUGACUCUACAAAUGGACACCAAAAGACUAAUCUUGCUGCUAAAGGAAAAUAAUAAGUCCCAUGUAGGGUAUGGUUUACAAAAAGAAAGCGAAGCUCUUAUGGGUCAUAUUUUGAAAAAUAUGUCAAACUCUAAGCUACCAGAAUUUGAAGCAGAGAUGAAAAACUCUGAGGACUCUAUAUGUUAUCGUGAAGAGGGUAAUCAGCACUUUGUCUCUGGCGACGACACAGAAGCCAUAGAAUCUUAUACAAAGAGUCUGGCUUAUGCAGAUAAUCAGGAACUAAUGGCUUAUGCUCACGCAAAUCGCUCAGCAGCUUUAUACAGAAAGCAAAUGUUCAAAGAGUGUUUGAUAGACGUGGACACUGCUCUAUCCUUAGGGUAUCCUGAGGAGAAACGUCAGAAGCUAACGGAAAGGGGAGUAAAGGCACUAGCAGAGAUACAGAAGAGAUUAGAAAUCGAAAAUUUUUUACCAGAAGAAGAUAAUACACUGGGAAGUAUAUUUGGGGAGAAAGACAAUAAAAAUAACAGUAAGAAAUUCAAGCUGAUAAAACCAACCGAAGAAAAGAUAGAUGUUCCUCCUAAGGAUAAUGAAAUCAUCAAAAAUGGAAACAUCAAUUCUACUUCUAUGGAAGCUACAACAGCAAAAACAGGAAAUAGCAAGGAACCAAGAUAUUUGGCUGACGAAGGACACGUUAAACUAGUUUAUGGUUCAAGUAAAGAAGCUCCAGUGGCCAGCGAUGGUGUGGAAAUUGCCUUCUCUGAAAAAUUCGGUAGACAUUUUAUAGCUACAAGAGAUUUUAAUCCUGGUGAUGUUAUCACCAUUGAGAAACCUUACGCAUGCGUGAUUUAUCAGGAAAGGCCUUUUUUUAGAUUCUACACUCACUGCCAUCAUUGUUUAACUAGAAGCUACAAUUUAAUCCCAUGUAUCGUAUGUCCUGUCGCUCAAUAUUGCUCAGAAGAAUGUCGCAAGGCGGCUUGGAGUUCAGUGCAUCAUAUAGAAUGUUCUAUACUGGCUUUACUUAACAGUCUACUAGGUGUUGAUAAGGACAAGAUAAGAAUGUUGAUGAAAGUAUUAAGGCUUUUAAUUAAUGUAACUAAUGGUGGUAAAGCAAUCGCAGAAUUACGUCAGGAUAUGAAAAUUGCUGAAUCGAACAAAGAUGAUAGGACUGCUGGUUUCACUGAUGAAGGAAUAUUAGAUACUGCCAGUGCUCGGUCAGCCCUUAGUCUGGCUACUAAUAUGACAGGACGGCCACUUAUUGGAAUAAGUGCAUUUGCUUGUAUAUCUGCAUUGACUGGAGUAUUGUUAGCUACUCAGACAACCUUUUUUGGGAAACGAUAUUUGAUGGAGAAUCUGGCGAACAGUGAUAUUUUUGCGGAUCUUACUUUUUGUGGAUCAAUUAUGCUCAGGGCUAGUGUGAUAAUGUCUUCGAAUUGCUUUUCUAUACAACAAGAACCAUCAAUCAAGUCAGGCUCUGGUCUUUAUGUAGUACAUAGCCUGUACAAUCAUUCCUGUGCACCAAAUACAUUCAGGCACUUCGAAGGACUGACAAUGAUCACCAGAGUUUUGGAACCGAUACACCCUGGUGAACAAAUAUUUGCUUGCUAUGGUGCUGAUUGUGCUUACUUGCCGAAAGAGGAAAGAAAAAAAAAGCUUAUGGAAGAAUAUUUCUUCGACUGUGAAUGCCCAGGUUGUCUAGGAGAUUGGCCAACGUAUAAAGAUAUUCUUAAGAAUCACAUAGGCUCAAUAGCAAAAAACAAAGAAUUGGUUGAGCGUAUAAAACCAUUGAAGAAACGUCUCCUGGAGAACAAGUAUGAUAUAGAAGCUGUUAAGGCUAUCCUUCGGAUACUGCAUGGUGAAGUGACAAAACCUUGCGAGGAACUUAUUCAUGGUCUGCAGUAUAUCAAGAGUUACUACUUAGGUAAAUUGAAAUAAUUUCUCCUAUAUAGGGUGUACCAUUUGUUUUGUAUCAUGCUUUUUACCUAAUGGAGGAAUCUCAAGCUUACUCAUCAUUUGCUGCGCUUUCACCAAAUUAUAUAUGGUACUAGAUAUAUAGCACAUAUGGUACAUUUGGUCGAGUGUGCACUCAUCCAUAUAGAUAUGCAUAAAUCAUACUAAAGAUUACCGCUUCAAACUUAAUUUUGUUUGGCUGACUAAUAAUGUAAAAGCUUUAAGCACUUUCAGUUAGUUAACCAACACUGAAGUCUUUGCUAUUAUUGUAAAAAGGCUUUCGCUAUAGUGACUUGUAUAAUGCACUGAGCACGUGAGUUGUAAUAGAAUUCAUCGAUGCGAUCAAGUAUGCAGGAAACAAUUAGUUAAACUAAUUGAACACUUUUGAUUUUUCAGAUCUAUAGAAGAAUAAUGGGUACCUCAUUGUGUUAGUAUGUAGCCUAUAAAAUAAUUAUUAAAUAAAAAAGACAAAUUAGAACUUAA